UCCUCUCUUUACGUUCAUCCAGCACGUAGAGAUUUUGUUGUUUUAUGUUUUAUUUUAUCAAAUUAUGAAUUGUAACCAAAUCUUAUCAGUAAAGUGAUAAAGAAUAUUAAACAAACCAUUUGGUGCUGCCUUGGACUUAGUCACGGUUAGUUCUAUUCAGUCGCAGUGAUAACCUGAGAGAUUCGUGUGGUGCGCCAGCGCAAUAUAAUUAUUAAAGGAUAAUAAUAAAUUAUCUCUAUUCCAACUAAACAUGGAUACUCUAAAAAAGAACUGGUUCACUGAAGAUUGUGAGAUGUGGCCUGGUGGCACUUUCUCCAUUGAAGUUAAAGAAGUAUUAUAUUCAGAGCCAUCUGCCUACCAAAAAAUAAAUGUGUUUGAUACUACUAAAUUUGGAAAAGUGUUGGUAUUAGAUGGCAUUAUACAAUGCACUGAGAAGGAUGAGUUUGCUUAUCAAGAGAUGAUAUCAUUUCUACCUCUGUGUCUUCACAAGAAUCCGGAGAAAGUGUUGAUUGUGGGUGGAGGUGAUGGUGGAGUUGCCAGAGAAGUUGCCAAACACCCCAAAGUUAAAGAAAUUGUUCAGGUGGAAAUCGACGAGAAAGUCAUCGAAGUCUCAAAAAAAUACCUACCAUUUAUGGCGGUGGGUUUCGACAGUCCAAAGUUAAAACUUCAUGUCUGCGACGGUUUCGAAUUUAUGGCCAAUCAUAAACACGAAUUCGACGUUAUAAUCACGGACAGCAGCGACCCCGUAGGCCCAGCCGUUAAUCUAUUCAGAGAGAACUAUUUCAUUCUCUUGAAAAAUGCGCUGAAACCAAACGGAAUUAUUUGCUCCCAGGCUGGAACCGUCUGGAACGAUCUAGACCUUGUCUCCAACAUUCUACAAAUAUGCAAGAAUCAAUUUGCUAAAGCCGCUUACGCUUAUGCUUCAGUCCCCACAUACCCGUCAGGACAAAUUGGUUUCGUAAUUGGCUCUUUAGACAAGGACGUCGUUUUUGAUAAACCUGUACAUGUUUUUACUGAGGAAGAUGAAAAAGAGAUGAAGCUAAGGUACUACAGCACUGACAUCCAUAAAGCUGCCUUUGUACUACCAACCUUUGUGAAACAACACUUAAGAAAAGUUAGUGGGUAACCUGUACUUAAAUGUGCAUUUAUUUUAGUAUAUUAGCGUCUUACCGGUAGGUGAGACGUAUCGAAUCUAUUAAUGAAUUUUAUCAUAUUUAUUAGAUUUUUAAUCUUCGGGUGUUAUUUGUAACUAUGUUUUAAUGUACUGUUGUUUAUUCAAAAUUCAUUAUUUUAUAGUUUAUUAACAAAUGAUAUUAUGAAAUUGUUACUUAGAGAGUAAAAUUCGCAUUUAUGUCCCAGACUUUAAGUCAUAUGGCAGUCUUCCAUUAAAUAAACUAAAAAUCUAUUUACUAAAAUAUUUAACGCAUAAUCUGUAUACCAGAGUGGCCUUAUAAAAUAUAAUUUUAUUAAUACUGUUAAUGCAUUAUGUGCGGCAUGCACAUGUAUGUAUUAUAUUAAGUAGUAUAUAAGUGUUAUUAUAUAACGAAUAUAGAUUAUUUAAUUAUAAUAUAAUACUCUCUGGUCGAAGUUACAGCAGUCAUUAUCGGUCUUUGGGUCCAUUCAUAACAUACAUUCCUUAUCAAUAACUAAAUUACUAUUUACUUAUUAAAUAAUAAUGAAGAACGUUAUUUAUAAGACAAUCUAUUCUUAAUGACCUUUGUGCCUUGUCGUUAGAUUUGAAAUUAUUCCAUGAUUAAAUAAAUAAAUGGUGUCAUAUUCCGAACUCGACUAGUAUCGGACUUGACAGCAUCGCUAAAAAAGUCGCCGUGGACGAAUACAUUAUCCAAAGUCUUAUAUCGAGUUCCAUUUUUUUUUAAAUGUCCGUAAUUUCAAUAAACAAAAGUUACGUACAAAUAGAAAAUUUUGCGUGUAUGUUUUGGGAUUAGGGAAGGGAAGUUGUUCGCAUCCAAUCGUAAAACUAGGUAUCCCUUCAUAUUUAUUAUUUUAUUUAGUUAAAUAGAUAAUCUAAGUAUUUAUUGUCAAACAUUCCAUCUGAGUGUUCCAAACUCAUUUUACACUGCAUCAACUUGCUCAUCUAGGUAAUUAUGUGAUAAAGAUAAAUAAAAUAAAGGAAUCGUCAUAAAUAUUUUUGUACAAUGUUUUUGUAUAUUUUUAUAAAUGUUAAAAUAAAUCAGGGACAAUAAAUGUAUUUUUUUAUUAA
This is a messenger RNA of Spodoptera frugiperda (fall armyworm), 2221 nucleotides long. It is a transcript of the gene SpdS, whose product is annotated as spermidine synthase. The record is from RefSeq and is a predicted model, not a curated record. The transcript has 4 exons. Gene Ontology annotation, biological process: spermidine biosynthetic process. Lineage: Eukaryota; Metazoa; Arthropoda; Insecta; Lepidoptera; Noctuidae. Gene Ontology annotation, cellular component: cytosol. Gene Ontology annotation, molecular function: spermidine synthase activity. Bases 251 to 1126 code for a protein of 291 amino acids.